AAGUCAACAAAACCAAAUGGUAAAUGGCUAAAGUUUACAUGUGUACGUGAACAAAUCAAUUGGUUUCCCAUGUGUUGUGGGAACACAAAGUUUACCGUGGUGCAAGGUGACCCAGAGAGAGAAAGAGUGUCCGUGCAAACUGACAGUCGACUAGGUUAUGUUGAUCCCGAGCAGCUGAAAAAUGGGCGAGUGUCCCUUUAACGUCGAGGAAAGCGAUUUCUCGGCUCUGUCGCCGCUACUCGCCAGUACUGUUGGACAGCUCAGCGAAGAUGCCGACAAGUUCGACCACAUAAUGGCCUUUUUCAUCGCUCUCAUGGCCCAGAACGCAUAUCGACCCACCUGCCUGUACGACACUGAUACCAACAAAUGGGCCAAAACACUGACGUGCAUUCCACCCGACUGGAAGCGUCCGGGUACAAACAUCUACUAUAUCGCUUUUCGGCUGUCGGUUCCAAAGGAUUGCGGAGUCAUCUGUCAGUUGGUCGGUAUCCCAACAGGUGACUGGAUGGUCCUCAACUUAUUGCCGAAAGGCGCGAGCCGAGCUUGCAAAACGCGCUCGACUACCGUCAACGUCGCCAAGUACGUCAAUUUGCACCAGAAGUUGCUCGGCAAGUUUUGGCAUCUCAAGGAGCUGGCAUACAAAUUUAAAAAUGAAUUGUUUGUCCCGGUGCACUCGCACAUGUUGUUGGAGGUGGGUAUUGCGUCGCCGUGUUUGCAGGGAAUACCCGAAGAAGCGAGAGACAUGAUUUUCGAGUACUUGGACUCGUGGAGCCUUUGGAGCGCGAAAAAGGCGUUGGAAACGGGGCGUCCAACGAGAUGAAAUUGUUGAUCGUGAAUCGUAUGAAUAUAAAAGAGCAAACGGCAA
Molecule: messenger RNA, 865 nt
Organism: Copidosoma floridanum
Lineage: Eukaryota; Metazoa; Arthropoda; Insecta; Hymenoptera; Encyrtidae
Source: RefSeq, a predicted model, not a curated record